Messenger RNA from Helianthus annuus (common sunflower), 1199 nucleotides. Its product is annotated as protein unc-50 homolog. NCBI's taxonomy places the organism in Eukaryota, Viridiplantae, Streptophyta, Magnoliopsida, Asterales, Asteraceae. The record is from RefSeq and is a predicted model, not a curated record. Gene Ontology annotation, cellular component: Golgi membrane. Bases 180 to 923 code for a protein of 247 amino acids. The transcript is spliced from 10 exons.
GGUUGACACAAUAUCUGUUGUUACCAUUCUGGAUCCGUGCCAUCUGUCCUUCGAAGAUUCACUUUUUUUUUUCUUUCUGUUUUUGAUAAAUUAAAAUCUCAGUGGGUUGAACAAGGAACUGAAGGGAUCGUGUAUCGGAGAUCGGAAAUUUUGGCUUCAAAUCGGAAAAGAUAAGGAGGAUGCUGCCAACCGGAUCCAAGGGGCGAAUGCCCUCUCGUGCUACUUCCCCCUUCCCUCACUACCUCCGUAGAAUAGUCAAGUGGCAACAAAUGGAUAUCGAAUACACUUUCUGGCAAAUGCUUCAUUUAUGCUCCUCACCAAAAGUUGUCUAUCAACACACCAAGUAUCACAAACAAACCAAGAACCAGUGGGCCCGUGAUGAUCCUGCGUUUGUUGUGGUUUGCAUUCUUCUUUUGGCAGUUUCAACUCUAGCUUAUUGUGCUACGUAUGAUCACGGAACAGGACAUGCUGUUUUUGUGGUUUUUUCUGUUAUAUGUUUCCAUUAUUUAUUAACAGGAGCAGCUGUCGCUACAAUUUGCUGGUUUUUAACAAAUAAUUAUCUUCUGGAAGAAACUCCAAACAGUCAUGUAGUAGAGCAAAGGGUUGAAUGGUUGUAUGCAUUUGAUGUGCACUGUAAUUCAUUCUUCCCAUUGUUUAUCGUGUUGUACGUGUUACAUUUUUUUCUAUCACCUCUAUUGGUAGCCCAUGGCUUCAUUCCACUUUUGCUGUCAAAUGCGAUUCUUAUGGUGGCUGCAUCUUACUAUCACUAUCUCAACUUUCUAGGUUACGAUGUGUUGCCAUUUUUAGAGAAGACCACUGUCUUCCUAUACCCAAUUGGGAUCACCAUCAUUCUUACACCCUUCUUUAUUUUAAUUGGAUUUAACCCUUCAAGAUACUUUCUGAACAUCUACUUCAGUCAAUAGUCAUGAUGUUAUCGGGUUAAUGGCUAACUUUCAUAUGUUAUAAAACGGGAUCGUCGAAUUGCAUGAACUGAAGAAAAACAAGUGAAUGAUGAUCAUGAUGGGUUCAUAUGUAUACAGAAGGGAAGUUAGGGAAAUGUCUGUGUAUGGCUCUUUGUGGCCAUUACAAUAGAAAUAUGUGGUGAAAUCUCGGCAAACAUGUCUUUUCUUCAUAAUGAUUUCUGUCGUAUAUUUCUGUUACAAGUUUGUUAUUGCGAUUUGGGCUUGGUUUUGGUUUCA